AAGUGCACUUUAAUAAACUUUAACAAAAUUUUGAAAAAAAAAACACAUCAAAUAAAAGAAACCUGACAUCGUAAAAAAAAACUCAAAACAGGCAAUACAAUAUUUUAUUUCAAACCAUAUGGUCAAAGUUAUCGUUUUUUGAAAGAAAAUUAGUUCGUAAAUCUUUUAAUAAAACUCAGUUUGAAAAGCAAAGCAGAUUUCAGCAGUUUUUGUGUUUUGAACUAUCCUCUGCAAUUGACUAGAAGAAAAAACUUGAAUUUUUGUUCCGCUUGUGGAGAUUUUUCAAGUACCUCUCUGUAUAAACUAAGAACUCACUGACCAAUUUCACCAUUUUUUUUUUGCGAAAAACGUUCGUUUUCCUUUUUAUGUUUUACUAUUGCUAUUGAUCAGUAAACGUUUUUUUUCGAAAAAAAAUUUGAAAAAUGAUAAAUGAAGAUCCCUUUUUAGGUGGACGUUAUCCAAACUAACCCUCAUUUUCGUAGAAAACGAAGUAUAGCGAAAAGUAUUUUCGUAAUUUUUUGUCUACUUCUUCAUUGUGUGCUGGUGUCGUCGAAAAAAGAGACUCGUGUGCUCCGUGAGCCUACGCGGUUCAUUGGGUUUCUUCCGCUCCUCCUUCUUUGGCCUCCCAAAGAAAUUGGCUCAAAAAUGGCGCUUGGCACAAUUGUUGAAGAGCAUUUUCACCACCCACCCCUGCCGACGUCGCCGCUUUCUUGUAAGAAAACAACGCACCCAGAAGCUCCUCCAGUGAUACUUCUACCACAGAUUGGCACCAAUGAAAUGACCUUAGGUGAACGUGUGUCCAAAUUUGUAAUUGAAGCACGAUGCACAGACAAUAUUCUCUUUUCCGGAGCGAUGGCUGUUGGUGCCUGUGUACUGAUUAUGCAAAGUUUUCCUAUUUUUAUGAACAAUUGGGUUUUUCUCACAGAACCUCGGGGGAUUAAUAAAACAAACGAGAAUGGUGAACAAUUAGAGUCAACAUUUCAUUACAAUACGGGAUAUUUUCAAAUUUGUAGAGUCCAUAUCAAUAAUAACUCUGGAAUUAUUUAUGAUGAAAUUGAAAUUCCUCCAUCUGAAAGUGAAUACAAAUGCUACCUCAACCCAUUGCUUUCUCAAGUCGAUCUCACUGACAUUUCUCUUGCUUCUCUCGCGGUAAUUAUACGGCUAGGCUUACCUGCUCUAUUACAUGUCAGUGGUGCACUUGUUUGUUGUUUUGCCUUCUUUUUAGGGGUUGUUGGACAUAUUCGAUCUUCGUUUUACACACUAUUCUCAUCAAUUACAUAUAUUUGCGGAAGUAUCAUUCUUUGCAUCGCUGUUUUAAUGGUCGUUUGUGUAGUGGAUGACGAGUUAGCACCACGAAUGAAACCGAAUGCAGCCGGAGAGCCAAGCAAAUUCAGUUAUACAUAUGGACCACCUUUCUUUUCAUCUGCACUGUCAUUCAUACCAGUGCAAAUAUGCGCAUGUCUGCACGCAUUUUUAUAUUUUAGGCGAUAUCCUUCUGUCGUGGAAAAGUUACAAUUCGUCCCUGGAUUGGAAGCGAAAUUACGGCGAGCCCAACUUGAUAAAGAGCUCGGAAUACCACCGCUUGAAAGUUUUCGAAGGGGUUCACUUGCCUCAUAUCUUCCAAUUCCGAGUUUUUCACAGGGAUCGCGGAGAAACUCAAGAAGGUCAAGUCAGGCAUCAUUUUCGAAUCCCAGCCUGUUAUUUAUGCAAGACGUUUGAUCUGUUAUCAUUUUUACUAUCAAAAUAUAUUAAAAUUUCUUUCGAACAAUUCGUUUUUCUUUUAAAAUAAAUUUGCUUUUGUCUGACUA
Messenger RNA from Caenorhabditis elegans, 1808 nucleotides. It is a transcript of the gene stg-2, whose product is annotated as STarGazin (mammalian calcium channel) homolog. NCBI's taxonomy places the organism in Eukaryota, Metazoa, Nematoda, Chromadorea, Rhabditida, Rhabditidae. The transcript is spliced from 8 exons. Bases 646 to 1719 code for a protein of 357 amino acids. The record is from RefSeq and is marked reviewed.